GCUACAAAUUCAUAUCUCUGGUAACACUCAUCAACGGUUGGAAGUUCCAGUUCCAGUUAUUGUACCUAGUUAUUGAUCAGAUUAUUAUCCACGCGCAGCAUAGAUCUUCCAGUCGGAUGUAUUGCUCCAAUUCGGCUGUCAUGGGUAUCUGCUCCAUGCAUAUACGUUGAAUCGUUGAUACAUCAAAAUUAUAAAUAGGUACGCCAAUUCCUCUUGCUCAUGGGAAGUUUUUGGGCUGUUUCUUGAUUGAGGAUUCUAUCACUCAUCAAUAAUAUUCCCAAGCAUUCCUACUUUACAGCCUCCAGUCUUCCUUCAGCACACCGCUUCACUCGGUAGUAAUAGAAAUGAGAGCCAUUCUUCCGAUUAGCAUCGUCGAGGCGUUGCUCCUCGGUUCCUUUUGUCAAGCAAGUGCCUUUCUGGCACCGGAACAGGAUAUUCUUCUACCGUCAAGUGGGGUUUCCAUCAACCCACUUGCCCUUUUAGGGGCCAAUAGUCCUUAUUUUACUGGUGAGUUUCCGCAAAAGCUUCUGGAAUGAAUGAAGCAUCAUUUUGAUUGAUAUACGCCCUAAAGUGAGAUACUUGGAUAUGCUGAUCAAAAUUAGGGCCAAAUGUUUACGGGAUCAGCAACGAAGUACCUGAUAACUGUUACGUAGAGCAAGUAGCCUAUAAUGUUAGACAUGGAAGUCGAUAUCCGGAUUCGGGGGCAUAUGCGCAAUGGACUGCCUUGUAUGCUGAGAUCCAAGCUGCGAAUUUCACUUCUACCGGUUCUUUAGCUUUCCUCAAAUCCUGGAAGCCGGUUUUGACGAAUCCCACACUUCAGAUCGCUCAAGAAAGUCCCACCGGAUAUAAAGAAGCGUAUGAUCUCGGCUAUCAACUCCGGACUCGGUACCCAAAUCUUUACUCAUAUGGGCAGCCUUUCAUAAGCUGGGCUAACCUGUAUCCACGUGUUGUUCAAACUGCCCAAAACUUUGUGAGGGGUUUUCUUGGGCCUUCAGCAAGCAGUCUUGGUAUGGUAGUUACUAUUAACUCUACGGGAAGUGAUGCGGCGCUGUUUGAUAGUCUGAGUCCGAGUGAUUUGUGUCCUGCAUUCGUGGAUGGCAAUGGCGGUACAGAAUGUAAGCACCAUUAUUCUUCACUUCUUCAACUGGGCAUGUAAUAUUUAAUUGUUUUUACCUUGACUGACCGAUAUCAGAUGUAAAGUGGAACUCAAUAUAUCUUCCUCCAAUUCAGGCACGCCUUGAGUCAUUAAUCACGGGAAAUCUGAAAUUUUCAACCACCGAUAUCUCCAUCAUGCCUUAUCUUUGCGGGUUCGAAUCCCAAAUUACAGGUAAACUCUCCGCAUGGUGCGGUGUAUUUACGGACGAGGAACUCAAAAAGUAUGAGUUUGCGCAGGAUCUGAGAUAUUAUUAUGGAAUGGGGCCGGGUGAAGAUUUGUCCUCUAGGAUGAUGCUUCCAUAUCUUAAUGCCCUCGUUGGUAUCCUGGAACAAGGCCCGGGUGUUAACGGAACCUUGACAAAUGGGAGCAUGUUUACAUUGCCUAGUAUCCUCACUGCCUUUAUGAACGACGGACAGAUUGCGGAACUCGGAGCUGUAACCGGGGUAUGGGACAACACCACCUCCUUGGGUGAUGGAACAAAGAUUCCACGGGAGUACAAAUACAUCUCAAGUCAUUUUGUUAGCAUGAGAGGGACGGUGGCUUUUGAACGAAUGAAUUGUGCUAUAUCCGGAAAUGCAUCCUCCAGCAGCUUUGCAGGCUCAGCACAAAAUUCAUGCAGAAAGAAAAAUUUAUCGAGCACCUCGACCAAUGCAACAUACAUCCGUAUCCUCCUCAAUGACGUUGUAUACCCAGUACAUUCAUGUCAAUCCGGACCUGGUUCAAGUUGUCUCCUUAGCGACUACUCGGCACUGAUCAAGGGUAAGGUUGACAAAGCGGGAGAUCUUCCCUCUCGAUGCAAUGUUACGGUUUCUGGCGCGCCAACGAAAGUUAAGGGGGCUAGCUUUUUCACCGAUUUAUCACUUUCAUGGCUGAAAACUGUUGUUCCAUAGAAUAGUGCUCGUAGUCGUGAUGGUGGAUAAUGCAUAGAACACAGAGCAAUCAAUUAUCAAUGUAGACAAGUUGAGUGUAUUCGUCAUUAGAGUAUCAAGAGAUUCUGACUGAUUGACAGUUCUACCUUUUUGUGAUUCUACUUUUUGGUGAAUGAGACGUCGUGAUUGAGGUAUCCUCAAGUCGAGUUUUGCUUUGAAAGAAAGAGGUCGAAAAAGAUGAUGGAACGGUCAAUAAAGUGAUUCGAUGGGUAGGGGUUUCACUCAAAGUACAAACAUGAAGUCAAAUAUGAGGUGCAAGGUGCCUGGAAAUGCAUAAAAUUUCAGUUGAAAUUGGUCUAUCACUAAGAUAGGUAAAACGACACAAAACGGAAGUUUUGGAACAUAAAUUGCAACACCAUGAACCUCCGAGAAUGAGCCAGACGCGUCGAAAUGUAGAAGAUUGAAUUUAUCUAGCAUAAAAUCCACCC
Sclerotinia trifoliorum is the source of this 2513-nucleotide messenger RNA. The record is from the annotation of a GenBank genome assembly. NCBI's taxonomy places the organism in Eukaryota, Fungi, Ascomycota, Leotiomycetes, Helotiales, Sclerotiniaceae.